UACGUCCGUUCUAUAUUUAGAUCCAUGUCAUACAAAAUGGGGUCAUUUGAUUUCUUUCAAAACGAAAGUGGGUGCAGUGGUUGUUGAUGGUCACAAACAGAUGCAUGUAUUUCAAUAGCCGCUUGAAACAAACACCAGUCGUGACAACAAGAGUGGCGAGGAUUGAAUGACCACACCAUGGACAGGUUGCUUCAAGAGAGAGAGACUUCCAGAAAGAGGACAAAUACAUGGGAUGGUACCAAGACUUUAGUAUUUCGUGACGUUGACGAUGCCAGGCAUGUAACACUGGAACAGAGUACGGAGGUAGUCGACAUCACACCCAAUCACCAUGCACUGCAUCAGAUUUGUUCAACGGGAAAACCUGAGGACCACCAAGAAUUGAUCCGUCUGACAUGGGACAGUGUUGACCCCAGAUCCUGUCUCCGAUCGUCUUAUGAAACCGUCCACAGCGAUCAGAACUUACUCGAGACGAUCGUCCAAUGUCUUUGUGAAAACAAUUUCAGCACUCUCCGCAAACUAUGUCGCACAUUUUACAAUGCAUAUACAACCAAGCUCACCUGCAUCAAAAUCAACCCACUGACCUUCACCUUCCUUCAUCGGAGCGGGCAAGAAGAAAUGAGACACCUCGGACCAAAACUGGCCAGCGUUUUGAAAAACCAACUUUCCGAAAGCCUCCCUGAAACUGAUGAUGUGAAACUGAACCUUCAGUUCUGUACUGACGACACUGUGUCAAGAGACUAUUGCAUGCAGAUACCAGGAGAAAGUGAAACAGAAAUGCGUUUUUCACAGAUGGAGAAACAGAUCGAGUCACUCCGAUGUAUGUUUGAGGAGCAGAGAAUUGGAAGAACGUUUAAUUCACCGUCACUUUCCACUGGGCCCGUAUUCAGACAAUAUGAAGAACGUGACCCAGGAAAUCAGAAUCAUGUUGCUGGUCCGAUAUCCUCUAGUGACGGGGCAGCUGAGAAAUGCGCAGGAGCAGCAGAAGGUAAAGGGUUAACACAGGAGACACUUCCGGUCACCACCCCAGUAGCCGUUACUGGAGCACCAACGUCAGUUGCUAAGUUUCGACAAGUCAAUCAAAUGACAGGAAUAACGGGCACGUGCCCAAAUAUAGACAACACAGAGGGUUCCGCAGAAGUUACAAUGGUACCAAAACAUGCCCUAGACCCUAACCACACAGGGGACAAAGCAGGAGUCACACAACCUUCAAGUCUUGGACUGUCAUCGACGGGUGGAUUUGGUGGAGCGCCGGGGUUGUCAGACCUAAAAAAUAUAAAAGUUGUCGAACGAAGACCGUCCCUUGGUGAAGAUCAACCAUCUGCCACAACAACAGCAGGAAAUACCAAAGCAUCUCAGCAAAGCUUUAACUACGAAGGAAGGAAAACAAAAAACAGCAAUUGGAUGAAAGUGAAUCCAGCGCCACCGACGGCAAAAAGCAUGAAUACCAUCCUGUGUCUCGAUGCAUCCUCAAGUAUGGGACCAGAUGGAUUUGAGGAAAUGAAGAAGAUCGCUUGUAGUUUCAUUGACGGACUUGAAGACAUCACAUCUGAGUAUGAGAUAGAGGAGAAUGUUGCUGUGGUAGCCUUUGGGGGAACUCCGCGGGUUGUACAUCACCUCAGCAAUGACUACGGGAGUGUGAUAACUGCCAUCGAAAAUAUUCCGUUUGGUGGUAGAUCACCGCUUUUCGAAGCACUCAAAGAAUGUCUUCAGGAGCUGAAUGACCGAGGGUCCACCCUAAGUAUCUCCGGCGUUCAUAGCAUCCCACCCCGCAUCAUCAUCAUUACCGAUGGGAAGGCGUCCAAUGAUGCAAAUGUCGGAAUCGAUGUGGAAACUAUCGACGACAACGUGAAAUUGCAAGUCAUCCAAAUGAUGAAAGAAUUUCGGCCAUCGGAAUACAGGUCCACUCUUCCAAGACCGAUAGCAUGGAUUCCUGCGGGCAAUGCCAACUUGGACUUCAUCAAGUCACUUGCGAAACUGGCAGGCGGUAUAUAUCUUUCUGGGGCAGACAUCACACACUUGUGCAAAUACCAGAUGGUUCAGAUAACCAUCGGGAAGAUAUUUGUGUGUAUGCAGAACAACAUUGGAUGCAGCGGCUCAGGGAACGAGACAGACAUCAAUGAGAUUUUGAACAUCUUUGCUAGGGAUUUGGAUCCCGAAGAUAAGGAAGAAGUAAUCAAUACUGUAAAGGACAAGCUUAAAGGAAAGCCAGGGGUUGAGUGUGAAGGCCAUGGCCCUGCAGAUUUCGACAACGUCAUUGAACAUGACGAUCCCGUACUGGCUUGCCUUGGAACCAGGGUUGUGAGGGGGCCCGACUGGAAAUGGGGCAACCAAGACACUGAUGGAGCUGGGACAGUCAUCAACCACACAAACGACCCAAGAUACCUUUAUUGGAUUUGGGUGCACUGGGACAAUGGCACUCACAAUAAGUACAGAUAUGGAAGGGAUGGAGCAUUUGAUGUGAAAAGCGUGGAAUGUCGGCCGAGGAUAACUGAAUCUUUGAUUGACAUUGGCUGCGAAGUUCAGAGAGGCUCAGAUUGGCAGGAUGAGCAUGGAGAUCAAGAUGGCGGUCCUGGGGGUGUUGGUGUUGUCAUCAGGGUGAAGGACAACGGGAUGGUGAAGGUACGCUGGAAACUGACUCACCAUAUCAAUGAAUACAAAUAUGGAUAUGAUGGGAAAAUGGACCUGACCUUGAGAGAUCCGGUAGAUAUUGUGAUGGAGAACACAAGAGAUGACACUCCAGGUACCGAGGCGUCAAAAGACCCAGCUUACCCUCCUCAAACUCAGUGGAUGUGGCUGUGGAAGGAUGAAGCAGGUCACUGGCUGUCCUACAGUGAGGAAGAUGAGAAGAGGCUGGAACAGGCCUACAGGAAACGUCAGAAUGGGUCCUGUCUUAUAAGCAUCAACGGCACGCAGUACAGGGUGCUUUUCAAGGAGUGGCAACAGCGGCGACUGGAUGACAAUGUCAGAAUGGAAGUUCAAAGAAGACCAAUGGAUCAAUGAUUUCAUAUUUCACAAGCAUCAAUGAACAUGAACCGUAUUGGAUCCACUGGUGACUGAUACCAGUACAUUCAUGCAUACUGCUUAAAUAAAGACGAAUUUUUAAACUUACAUUAUAUGACACAUCCAUAUCAUAUUCAAUAAAGCACUACUUUUGCCUUUUAUGCCAAAACAGAACAUCUUUCAACCGAAAAUUCAAUUUUCACUUCCUGAUAUCAAUGUCCAAUUUUACAGUACUUUAUUAAUGAAAAUAGCAACAUGCUAGCAUCAGAACAUCCUUGAUAAUAUCCAGGGUAUACGUUCGUUCCGAUAACUCUCCACUAUACCCUGGAUGCAUCUAUGGUUUGAGGUGAUGAUUUUAUUACCUCCCUUUGCUGGCUCCACAUUCUCACUGUAGCCAGUCAGAUAAGCCGCUGUUACAACCGAGCUUGCCAUUGUCAACAAAAAUAGCAGUCGUAGCCACGAAAGUUUGGGGGAAACAUAGACGAAUGGACUGGUCUGAAAUCUUAAAAUAAAUAUGCAAGAACUCCUUCUACCUCUUUCAGAGUACCUCUGCAACAAUAUAUUAUUGUGUUGCCAAGUUUAAUCGGUUAGAUAAUUAAAAAGCGAAAGUGAGUUGUGAUUGGUACACUCAACUUCCCAGCGUUGACACCUGAUUGGGUAAAUAGCCAGCCAAGGGAGGCAAUAAAAUCAUCGACUCGAGCCGUAGAUGCAUCCAGGGUAUAUUGGAGAUUUAUCGGAACGUAUGCCCUGGAGAUUAUCAAGGAUGGCGUCAGAAAGGUACACACGAAAUGUAUUUCCACAAGGUCAAUAAUCAAUGCUGCAAUGUAUUACAUCUUCCUAUUCGUAAAAUAUUUUCCAUUGCUAAUAUUGUAACCCUAACAUAUUAUGUGACAUGCUCAAUACCGUUUAGGCCACUGGAGCCUUACGAACAAUAAGAUUAUCUAUUGUAUAGGUUAGAGUGCUAUGAACAAAUUUCUCUGAUUAAAAAUUGACAUAUGCAAUUGCAUCUGAAAUAUUUCUAAAGAUGUUGUAAGAUGACCUUCCACAAUUUAUUAAAUAAGGAAAUGUUCAGUAAAGUGUGAUGUGCAUCAGUUUUGUGGCUUAUGCAUAGACUACUUCAUCCACAUCAUGUAGGACUUUGCAUGGAAGAAUCAUGCACCUUCUUCUGAUGUUUGUGCAAGUCCUGGGCAUGCUUGUACCGUUUGUUGCACAGUGUGCAAGGCAGUCUAAAGUCAGUGUGGCCCCUGGUGUGUCGUUCAACAUGUGUCCGAGUCUUAAACCGCUUCCCACAAACUUGGCACAAGAACGGUCGAGUGCCAACAUGAAUGUUCUGCACAUGGUUCUUCAGAAUGGACUUGUCAGCAAACUUCAGUCCACACUGAGAACAGGAAUAUGGCCGUUCUCCAGUGUGCUUCAACCUGUGUCUGUUGAGGUUGGACUGGUUUGAGUAGAUCUUCCCACAAGUCUCACACUGCAUAGACUGUGUCCCCUCAACACUUGCCCCUAGAACUCUCGGCUUGGUACACCUCCUCAGUGCUUCAUGCUUCACAAGUGCUUUUGAUGAAGAAAAAUACCUUUCACAAAUGUGACAACAAAAAUUCACUCCAUUUGGAUGAGAAACUUUGUGAUGUGUAUUUAGUGACUUAACACUAGCAAACACUUUAAAACAAAGUUGGCACUUAAGGAAAUGUGUCAGAUCACACUGGGCACGUCUCUUGUGUUUCAGGUAGCUUGUCCUCCUGCUGUAGGUCUUGUCACAGACAGAGCAAUGGUACCCUCCAUCCUGGGUCUGUUCCAAGUGGGUCAUCCUGUGACUCUCAAGCAUCUUUUUGCUUGAAAAAUGCUUGAAACAAGUGCUGCAGCUGUAAUACCUACACCCCUUCUUGGACACUUUAUGACGGAAUAUGCUUGUUUUUGUUGAAUAUACCUUGUUGCAAUUUUUACAAAAAUAUGGUUCAAUUUUUUUCCUUAGAUCUUUCCCAUCCCCUUUGGAACAAUUUCUCAGUGUGGUGUGUGUUCCAAGGCCACAUUUGCUGUGAAACUGCAGAUCACAUGACUCACAUUUGAAAGCAAUGUCUGGUAAACUAUGCUGAGGUCUUUGCAGCUGUGUCUGGUGUCGGCAAGUCCUGUCCCUGAUGUUUACUCCACGUUCACCAACAUGCUGCAAAAGUUGACAGUGACUAGAGAAUGUCUGUGCACAUACCCUACACUUUACUGAGUUGCCUGAAGUCAUUAUUUUUCUGUGAUUCACAAACAAAGAUAUACUCUGAUAUGUCCUGCCACAAACCUGACACUGGUAAACACCAUCUGCUACCUUUAGUGCUUGAACCAACCUAGCACAACCCUUCAGAUGUCUGUGAAGAUUCGUCUUACAAGAAAAAACCUUGCCACAUGUAUAACAUUUGCAAACUUCUUCAUGAGCCACUUCCAUGUGUCUGUUCAUUAUUGUCCGACUGGUAAAAUCUUCACAACAGAUUCUACACAUAUACCUUCUUUGACAUUUGUGUCUCAAGAAUACCAUCCUGGAAGAAAAACAUAACUGACAAAGAAGACACAAUACAUUGUUCCCCUGUUCCUUACAAUGUCCCUGAUAAUGUUGUUUCAGCAGACACUGAGACACACACAUCUUCUGACAUAGCUCACAUUUAAGUUUGUUUGUCCUCUCUUCCUCUUUAUGCCUCAAAUAAAGUCUCUGCAAAGGGAAGACAAGUUCGCAAUCGGAACAAAUGUGUUUUCUACGGACUUGUUUCAUCUUAAAGAUAUUUCUCCUCCUUUUAAAUUGGUACCAUGUGUGUGCUUGAGAUACCCUGUUAACUGUUACAGGUUUCAAGCUGGUAUCUUUAACAUCUUCACAGUCAUCAGUUUCAGAGUAUUCUUGAGGAUCUGCAUCCCAAGUGUAUUGCCAGGGUGCUGAUGUCAAGGUAUUUUCGCCAACAGAUGAUAUUCGACUCCUGAUUUCUAACUCAGCUGGCUUUACUACAUUUGUCUUGGAAGAUGUUGACAAAUAAGCUGCUGUAUUGGAAAAUGCCGUAGAAACUGAUUCACAAAAGUCCAUACCUGCCCUCUUUGAGGCAUCCACUAUUUCAUUGACUUCAUCCUCUUUAAAUGUGGAUGGAACAUAUGGAACAUGAAUCCUGGUGCCAGAUGUGCAUGAUGAACCUAAACUCUGGGGAAUUGUUUCCAGGCAAUGUUUUCCUGCUUUAAGAGUGACGGCUGUAUUUAAGUCAGAAGUGUUCCUUCUUUCUGAUGGUUCAUCCCUUACAGAAACAUUCGCAACCACACAAAUCUUGUCGGAUGAAAUUGAAGCAUCACCCAAAUCAACAAAUGACCUCGAAAAGCGGAUCACCACAUCAUUAGAAAGCACCAGGACUGCAGAUAACGAUUCGUUUGGAAAGAAUUUUGAAAAUUGACGGGAUUGGUGUGUGUUAUCUCCUCCUGGUGGGUUUGAAUCAUACACAUUUUUUCUCUCUCCAACUUUCAUGAACACUGGCUUGUCCUCGGUCUGUAAGACAUACAGAUAUUAGAAAAAUGUUAGGAUAUGUGAACACUUCAGGUUCAAAUAAAUAAAACAUGAUAAGCUUGACAAAAUAUUGUUUCUGAUAAACUGCUCAAAUCUGAAAUAAAGACUGAAUCCAUUGUU
This is a messenger RNA of Haliotis rubra (blacklip abalone), 6640 nucleotides long. RefSeq lists its product as uncharacterized. Bases 178 to 3000 code for a protein of 940 amino acids. The record is from RefSeq and is a predicted model, not a curated record. Gene Ontology annotation, molecular function: ubiquitin-protein transferase activity; zinc ion binding. Lineage: Eukaryota; Metazoa; Mollusca; Gastropoda; Lepetellida; Haliotidae. Gene Ontology annotation, cellular component: cytoplasm. The transcript is spliced from 19 exons. Gene Ontology annotation, biological process: protein ubiquitination.